This is a messenger RNA of Aspergillus chevalieri, 324 nucleotides long. RefSeq names its product N-terminal acetyltransferase (gene NAT1). Gene Ontology annotation, molecular function: acetyltransferase activity. The transcript has 3 exons. The record is from RefSeq and is a predicted model, not a curated record. The coding region runs from base 1 to 324 and encodes 107 amino acids. NCBI's taxonomy places the organism in Eukaryota, Fungi, Ascomycota, Eurotiomycetes, Eurotiales, Aspergillaceae.
AUGUUUUCGCCGUUAUCACAUAUAGUGCUUAUUGCAACAAUUGACGGGGAGGAAUACAUAGUAGAUGUUGGUUUCGGGACCAAUUGCGCAAUGCGUCCAAUUCCUCUCAAAGAGAAUACCAUCAUGCCGUGCAUCGCAACAGCUGAGAUGCGCCUGAUCCGAGACAGUCUUGACGAAUGCACCGAUGAAAGCCAGCGCGUUUGGAUCUACCAGGUUCGGUAUACGCCGCGAAGUGACUGGAUCUCAAACUUCUGCUUCUCCGAGGCCGAGUUCCUACCCCGGGAUUUCAAGCUCCUUAACUUCUAUGAGUCAGCAUCCAAGUAG